Molecule: messenger RNA, 480 nt
Organism: Melampsora larici-populina 98AG31
Lineage: Eukaryota; Fungi; Basidiomycota; Pucciniomycetes; Pucciniales; Melampsoraceae
Exons: 1
Coding region: 1-480 (159 amino acids)
Source: RefSeq, a predicted model, not a curated record
AUGCAAGUCGAGAUGCUGACAGGAAGGAAUUUGAAAGUCUGGAAUACUAACCAACCAGCGAAUCCGAGUACAUUGUCCUUAGAAAGAGGAAGCACUGGAGUUAUAAGAUCAGAAAGAGGUUAUAAAGGAAACAAGUUUGAUCCAGAUUAUCACAAGAAACAACAAAAACAACAUCAAAACUAUCAUACUAGUCAAAAUUAUUAUCAGAACAACAAUCAACCCUAUGGGUAUAAUAAUAGAAAUAACGCACCAAAUCAAAAUCAUAGUAAUUUCUUCCAAAAUCAUGGAACUUACACAUCCAACCGAGGAAAUGGGAGAGGAGGAAAUCAUCAAAACUCAAUUGGUCGUGGAAACCAGUACCAUCAAAGUGGGGAACGACCAUCCAUCGGUCCCGGGAGUUUCAAUAGAUUAAUGAGUGAAAACAACGUGACUAAAGGUGCUGAGAAUGGAAAUGUACCAACAGCUUCUAGUUCAAAGUGA